This is a messenger RNA of Quercus robur (English oak), 483 nucleotides long. RefSeq lists its product as uncharacterized. Lineage: Eukaryota; Viridiplantae; Streptophyta; Magnoliopsida; Fagales; Fagaceae. The transcript has a single exon. The record is from RefSeq and is a predicted model, not a curated record. The coding region runs from base 1 to 483 and encodes 160 amino acids.
AUGGCGAAUCAAGAUCAAAACCCUUCAUCUUCUGCUUCUCAAUCUACUGCUCAUCAUGAGCUUUCUCCAAUGGAGGAUCCGAGAAGCCCUUUCUUCUUGCACCAUGGAGAAUCACUAGGUGCGAUUCUAGUCACUCAACUCUUAAUUGAGGACAAUUACCCUAAUUGGGCUAGGGCUAUGCUUAUGGCAUUAGAUGCGAAAAGCAAAAUAGGUUUUGUGGAUGGAUCUAUCACAACUUCCAUGGCUGUUACGCCUCUGGAGAAGAUUGCUUGGUCAAAGAACAAUUCCAUGAUUUCUUCAUGGAUCUUGAAUUCUGUUUCACCUCAUAUUACUGCAAGUGUGAUUUACAGAAACACUGCAAUGGAGGUUUGGAAUUCACUCAAAACUGUUUCUCUCAAGCCAAUGGUCCACGGAUUUCAUAGCUUCAGAAAUGAUCUCAACAAUUAUGCAAGGAGAUGCAUCAAUGACUACCUACUUCACUAA